Messenger RNA from Harpegnathos saltator (Jerdon's jumping ant), 2571 nucleotides. It is a transcript of the gene Orc3, whose product is annotated as origin recognition complex subunit 3. Gene Ontology annotation, molecular function: DNA replication origin binding. Gene Ontology annotation, biological process: DNA replication initiation; DNA replication. The transcript has 14 exons. Gene Ontology annotation, cellular component: nuclear pre-replicative complex; DNA replication preinitiation complex; nuclear origin of replication recognition complex. Lineage: Eukaryota; Metazoa; Arthropoda; Insecta; Hymenoptera; Formicidae. Bases 369 to 2381 code for a protein of 670 amino acids. The record is from RefSeq and is a predicted model, not a curated record.
AGCGAUCCAUCGCUUUCCUGCAAAGCUAUUUUACCUCAUGUUUCAAGGAUAAUUGGAGAACAUUCCCGGCUGCUCACCGUCGCGCCGCAUCCAUCGUCGUGGAAAGGAAGAGCAGCCAACUUCAAAGCGUAGGCUCGGCGACGGCGAUACCGCGGGACCAGCGUAUGGCGCCCACUAGCGGCGUCUUUCAAACUCAACCGGCCAUCGUCGCCCGUGGCGGUUCGCUAACGCGAUCACACGCGGUAGACGUGCUGCGUGUGUCUCGUGUGAGAGUAGUUCGUUGCUCGCGUUUGCUAAUCAAGCUGGUUACUUAAGACGUGCAUUCGACACUCGAAUUGGCAGCCGGGACAACGCGAGCAGACCGCGCGAUGGAGAAUGUUUCCAUGUCCAAGGGUGUGUUCGCUCAUAAGGGAAGCUACACAAUCGGCAAAAAGAAGAAGAAGAAGAAGGGAAGGGACCACCGCGCUCAGAAUCCAGAAUACUCUAACGAGCCUUGGUACGUCGCCUAUAGCGAAAUGUGGCGAUACAUCGAACAAGCCUUAGAGAACGUGAGAUCGAGAAUGUUCCACAAAGUGAUGUCCAAUUUGGAGCAUUUCGUGUCGAAAGCAAAGACAAGCCCGCUGAACGCGACGUCCAAAGAAAUAGCCACAGCCAUUCUGUUAAUAGGGGUUAACGUCCCCGAUUACGUGGUGCUUUUCGACACGGCGGUGUCCAAACUCGGUAAGAUAACGCCGCACAUCGCGGUGCUGUGGAGCAGAAAUUGCGGCAACGUGAAGAGCAUCAUCGAGGACACCGUACAUCAACUCGUCAACGUAUCGCAAUCGGACGACGCUCCCAAAGUGCCCAAAACCCGAUGUACGAUGCGCGCCUUGAAAGAACAUUUCGGCAAAUACCACGAGAUGGAAGAUCCCUUGGUCCUAAUUCUGCCAGAUUUCGAGAGCUUUUCGACCGACGUGUUGCACAACUUUAUCUUGGUGCUGAGUUCCUACACGAGCACAUUGAAGUUCGUCCUGAUACUCGGCGUCGCGACCAGCUUGCACAUUGUACACCGAUCAUUGACGUACGACGUCACGUCGAAGUUAACGGUGCAGGUGUUCUACACGCAAACGCAGGUGGAGACGUUGUCCGAUGUGUUGGAGAGCACGGUUUUCUCCACGGAGAUACCGUUCAAGUUAAUCGGCCGCGCCUUUCAGUUGCUUACGGAUAUCUUUCUGUUCUACGAUUUCUCGGUGGAUCAUUUCUUACAGAAUUACAAGAUAUGCAUGAUACAACACUUUUACGGCAACAACAUGAGCUACCUCUGUUGCCACCCAAAGGAUAUCAAGAGUAGAAUAUCGAAACUGAGUAACGAGGAUAUCGCAGACAUUAAAGGCUUACCAUCGAUCGCGAAGUACCUAAAAACGUCCAAGAAAUCGACAAGCGAGGACAAUGACGGACGUGAUAAUGAAAAAUUCAAGGAAUUAUUGGAAACUGUGUUGAACAAAUUUCACGGAUUCAUGCAUCAAUUUUUGAUCGCUUUGAGAUGUUUGCACUACCUGGUCGCUUCAUUACCAGGCUCGCCGAUGGGUAAGCAGUUGCGGGAGGUUUAUACUAAAGCGGUUUACACGAGUAAUUUCACGGGCUGUGCGGAAUACAAGGAAAGCCUGAAGUUACUGGGAUUUCUGUCCAAGGAGGAACUACUCUCGAAACUCGAAUCUAUCAUGAAAAUCGUCGACGGUUCCGCCGAUCCGAUCAUCGAGAACAUUAAGAGCGAGCUCGAGAUUCGCAUCGAGACGAUUCGCAAAGCUAGUUUGGGCGUCGCGAAAGCCUCUUCCGAGCUCGUCACAGUGAAUGACAAGCUCAGCCGUUUGCAACUAAAAGAGAAAUUGCUCAAAAUGAGUCAGCAGCAAUCUCGGUCCGCUUACAAGCAGGCGCAGCACGACUUAAUCGAUUACUUGGACCGGCAUGUGUUCUCCGUUCACUUGGUCGACCCAAGUCGCGUGACGGCUCAUGAGAUUUUCUGCUACAGCGAUGGCAACCAGGCGAAGCACCACAUUCGCGGUUCCUUGCGCGCCGCCAUACACACGGGAUUGAGCGAUCCGCAGAUAUACCUGGACUGCGACUGCUGCAAAUUGGAGAACGACGACGACAUUCCGCACACGCUUCCCGACCUGAGUAUAAUUUAUAAGCUGCACUUGGAGUCCAGGAAGCUGAUCAAUAUGUACGACUGGCUGCAGGCGUUCCUGACGAUCGUGAAUCCACAGGCCGCGCAGGAGCAGGAGCAACGUGACGUGGAUCCGCGAAUGCAAGCUCGGUUUACUCAAGCGGUCGCCGCCCUGCAAUUCCUCGGCUUCAUCAAGACUUCUCGAAGCAAAACGGAUCAUGUGAGGCGUCUUAUGUAAGAACAAUACGCACGUUUGAUUGUUUUCUCUGUUUGUCUGUAUGCGGCGGAUAUUAUUCAUGAAUUAUAUAUGAACACAUAUUUUCAAAUUAUUAUAUUUUGUACCAUUUACACGGGGCGAAUGAAACAGUAUUAAAAUAAGAAGCGCAAACCAUACGCUCGUCCAUAUGUAUUUAUCUCGUUCGUCUCUC